Messenger RNA from Symbiodinium natans, 3870 nucleotides. The record is from the annotation of a GenBank genome assembly. Lineage: Eukaryota; Dinophyceae; Suessiales; Symbiodiniaceae.
AUGCCGAAGUUUAAAGACUUGAAGACCUUGAUACGCUACGACUGGGAGUUCGGCACCUACGCUGACUACUUCAAGGAAGUCGUCAAGAGGGAGAACAACACAAAGCACCAGCAAUUUCUCGAAGCUCGCAAGCAGUGGAUAAAAUCCCACGCUGACAACAGCAAGGGCACUCGGCUUCGAAAGAAGGAUGAGCUUUUCGCUGCAACGCGAAAGUUACAGGCCGAGCGCCGGAUGGGCGGCCGCUUUCAGAAGCCCGAGAAAUCGUUUGUGACGCCCGAUGCCUGGAACCCGGCAAUUCACGGCGGCGAGUACGACAAGUCCAAGGAAGUGGAGGAGGAGAUCUUUGGCAAGGUCGUGAAGGGCUGCUGGGUGAGCACUUCGCCAGCUGGCAUCUACAAGUUCAGCGAGUUCGACGAGAAGCUCAUGAAGGAGAUCGACGAGGAGCACAACCCUGAGGACUCCCUGUUUUCCGACGAGGCCCUCGCUCGGAAGAAAAAGGCAGCCGCGGACGCCGUCGAGCAAGCGGCAAAGGCGCGAGACAACGUGGCUGUCCAGGGCAAGGAGCUGUCCCUGGGCAGUCUCCUCCAGAGCAUUCAGAACUUUUCCGGCGCAAGCUCUUCCCGCGACGGCGCCUGCAAGAAGACCGACGGCGACGAGAGCUCCUCUGGCGAGAGCAGCAGCAGCAAGCCGGGCGUCCAGGGCUCGUCCGAAUCUGAUGCUGAGGCCGGGCCGUCUGCAGCGCAGAGGCUGUUCGGCAGGUGCCAGCCGAAAGCGAAGUCCCAGUCCCAGCCUGCCCCUGCUGCUCAAGAAGCGAAGGCGAAAGCCAAAGCAAAGGCUCCGAAGGGCGGGCCUGGAGUCCAGCGCAGCAGGCCUCCGGCCGAGUCAUCCGCUCCGAAGAUGUUGUCGCUCGUUGCAGCCUCUUCGGCGGGUCUCGCAGCCCAGUCGAAGGCUGGAGGCGGGGAUAUGCUUCUCGUGGACGGGCGUGCCAAGAGGGCUUUCAACACGCUGCAGGAAAAAAUUGAGGAGUACCAGCUCAAGCUGGCCGGAUUGGCUUUGAACGACGCCAUUCCCGAAGCCCACGCGCGGGGAGGCUGGAAGCAAGACUUGCAAAAGAGGGCGAUUCUGUGCAGGAGCAUUGCGAAGGGCUGCAAGGAACUCGUUCGUAGAACCGAAAAGAGCUCCAACAAAGAGUCCUUCGGCUCGGCGUUAGAGCGACUGGAGCAGCAAGCCAACGCUGCGCAAAGCAUCGACAAGCUGUUCAGCACUUCUAGCGCAGAGCAGCCAGAUGCUCAGCAGAUGGUUCAGGCGUACGACAGCUGCGUCCGUUGCUUGAGCGAGGUCCUGAAGCCUAACAAGGCCUUGGGCCCAGUCUUCCAGCUGAAGUACAUUUUGGCCAAAGGCAACCUCCACUGCCUGUACCAGGAGUACGCCCAGUUUAGCCGACUCUUUCUGUGGAGCGGGGCUGAAGAGAUGGAGGCUCUCGGGAAGGUCUUGGACCGGGAUGAUCUCCAGAGUCACGUCGUGACUGAGGUGGAGAACCGGGUCAUUCUUGCACUGCGUGCAGUGCAGCAGCAAGAUCUCCAGGUCCUUGCUGCCUCAGGCGCCCUGGAAGGAGGGCUUUUGGAGGCUUCUUCGCUUUGCUCAGCCUUGAUCGAUUGCGGGAAAGCGGAGGGCGACAACUUUGUCCCGCUGGUUUUGCUGGAGGAACUAGGAGCGGCUCGCGGCAUCUUGACUCUGGGCCAAAACGACCUCAAGGAUCUCCUGAAGACAAUCGACAAGUUGAGCGCCAUGCAGUGCCACAUUGAGUCCAAGGAAGAAGAGGAGGCCGAGGGCUUGGGCUCAGCCAUCUCCCGCUUCUUUCUGCAGCACGCCACUGGCAAAUCGCUGUUUGACAUGGCCUGCGGCCGAGUGGAAGCGAGCAAGAAGGAGGCAGAGGCCGAAGAGGCUGUCAAGGACUUUGCAAAGCUUGUGAAGAACGCGGGGACAGCCGAUGUGAACUCGCAGUUGCUAGACCAGGUAUUCCUUCCUGCAGUCAUCCAGUAUCAGACCGCGCAGAAACUUUGCCAGGAGUUGAAGAAGAGCGCGAAUGAGAAGGACAAGGUCUUGUCUUCGGCUACAGAGUGUUUGCGCAGGUCUUUGGAAAGCAGCAGGGAGGCCUUCCUUCAAUGCGUCGAGGACUCCAGCGUGAAGCAUUUGCGGACGCAGCUGGCCAUCUGCGAAGGUUUGGAGAACGACGGCAGAGUGUCUUGCGGCGACGAUGGCGGCCACACGCAGCUGCUCAGUUUGGACGACACUUGGCCAGUGAUCCAGCAGACCAGCUUCGUUGAGCACCACGUCUGGAAAGACGUGCCUGGCAAGGUGACGUGCUUGGGCAGGUACAAGAAAUUCGCAGAUGCUUUCUGCAAAAUGGGGGAGUACUUGUUUCGCCAGCUUCCUUCGUUCCAGCACCUACCCAAGACGGAGCCGACGGCUGCUACCAUGCGGCACUGGGCCAACCAGUUGUCGACUGAGUUGGGGGAGUGGGUCGUAAAAGACGAAGACAAGGAGAAGGCUGCCAAGACGUGCUUCCAACGGUGCGCUGACCACUUCAAGACCGCUUUCUCGGCAGGGCUAGCAGCGGUUGCCCAGGUCGUAGCCCAGGUAAAGAAGGGACAGGCGCCCCUCACCCAGCAAAGCGUUGACGAGCUCUUGUGCAAGAUCCCGUCGGAUCACCCUCUCCGAAGUUUGUGCUCCGCUUUCUUUCAGGUCGUCCUCGACUCCAACCCCGCAAAGAAGGAGGCCAAGCUGGCAGAGACGCUGACGACCAUGAGCUCUGAGUUGCGCGAAGCGAGGGCCAAGAUCCCAAGCGACGCUAGCGUCGCUGAGCAUUUGACGUGCAGCCAGCUAGACAGCGUGGACGACUGGCUGCUCUCCGUUGCCGCCGACUUCUUGACGCAGGCAAAGGAGCGUUUGAGCGAGGGCUUUGCCCGGGUGUCUGCGACUUCAGUCGAGGUCGACGCAGUGCUGAAGAAGCUGCCUGACUUCGCAGACGAGGUUGCGUUUCGAGAAGCGGGCGUUCAAGUUGUGCAGAAAGUGGCAGGCCUCACGGCCAAGUUGGAGCAGGAGGCUUCUUCUCUGAAGCAGAACGCCAGUAGCGCAGAGGCUUGCAUGAAUGCGCGCUUCUCAGACAGAGCGCCCGAUGCUGCCCUCCUCCAGAGCUGCGGAGAAGCAGCGAAGCGCGUCAGCUCAGAGUUCCUCAAACAGACAAGCGGCCUGGUUGCUCGGGCAGACAGCUUUGAGCAGCUCCGCGACGUCGUGAAGUCUUUGGUGGGGAAGCUGGGCAAGAUGAAGGAGAUAGCGAGCGACAGCGAUGAGUUUGACAAGGCUUUCUUGAGCUUUGCGGACGGGAUUGUGACCCAGUCCAAGCUUGUGCUGGCGCGGCAGAAGUCUGUGAAGCGUGGCUCAAAGAGAGCCGCCGGAGACGAAGCUGAGGAGGUCCUGGAAGCAGGCGAGUCAGCUUCAAUGCUGCCAAAGUCAAAGCUGUCAAAGAAAGAAGCGAAGGACGAAGUGACGAAAAAGGACAAGAGCGACAAGAAGAAAGAUAAGGACAAGGACAAGUCGGACAAGGUCCAGGAAAAGGCCAAGAGCAAGAAGAAGAAGAAGAAGGCUAAGGAGGACAGCGACACGGACGAGGAGGACGCGAGCGACAACGAGGCGCAGAAGAGCAAGAAGGCCAAGAAAGACAUCGGCGAAGAGAAGAAGGCCGGGCCGAAGGCGAAGGCUCUAUCCAAGCUGCUUCUCUCGCGCCUGCUGUGCCGGCAGCUCGUGCCGUUAGUUUUUGAGAGCUGCGACGCCGGCGGCGGCGGGAAGGUCGGGCCUUUGGCUGGGUGA